Molecule: messenger RNA, 243 nt
Organism: Aphanomyces invadans
Lineage: Eukaryota; Oomycota; Saprolegniomycetes; Saprolegniales; Verrucalvaceae
Exons: 1
Coding region: 1-243 (80 amino acids)
Source: RefSeq, a predicted model, not a curated record
AUGAUUUGCACACAGCGUCUACCGGCGAGUGCGUCGUACGGUUUGGUCGUCAUCGGGGGCGAGGGACUGCGCCGGGGCUGUCAAGAGCUGGCCAGUCACGCGCAUGUGGUUUUGCCCAAGGUGCUCAAGGUGGCGGACUCGUCAGCUGCAAGCAUGCCGGCGAUCCUCCAUCGCCUCGUGCGGGUGGGCAAACAACUCGGGGCCCUGCUUGCAUACCGCGACCCGUUGGACUUGUCUAUUUAG